AUGAAGAAAAGGAAGUAUAAGACAGGAAAGGGAAGCAAAGAACAGGACAGGAAAACGAUAGGACAUGAUAAGAAUAAAAGAAGUGACAGGAAAGGGAAAAGACAAGGAGAGAAAGGCAGAAGCAGGGAUAAAGAAACGAGAGAAAUGAACAGAGAAAAUGAGAGACAAAUGACAAAGACAAGGAGAGAAGUAGAAGCAAAGCAGAAGGGAAAACAGAAAGAAGCAAAAGACAACAAGCAAACGAGAGAAGCAGGAGGCAGAGAACAAAGAGAGCAAAAAAAUAAGAAAGGGCAAGAACCAGGAAGGCAGAAGAGACAAACGAAACAGAGAAUAGAGCAAGAAGACAGGGAGAAAACGAAAAGCAAGAAUAAGGAGAAGAACAAGAUAGCACAGAAAAGAAAAGAAGAGAGCGAAAAACAGAAGGAACAAGAAGCAGUAGGGAUAACAACAGAAAUGCAAAGGGAAAAGGAACAGGAGAAAAUGACAAGACACAGGAUAAAGAAAGAGAAAGAGAAUGAAAAUGAGAAUAGAAGAGAGAAAGAAAGGCAAUAUGAAAAAACAAGCGAAACAGGAAGACAAAAG
Molecule: messenger RNA, 582 nt
Organism: Entrophospora candida
Lineage: Eukaryota; Fungi; Glomeromycota; Glomeromycetes; Entrophosporales; Entrophosporaceae
Source: the annotation of a GenBank genome assembly